AUGAAACCGUUUAGAAGAAGAUCGGUCCUGGCGACAGGUCUCUCAGUCCUUCUUUCCAUCCAACAUGUCCUGGCGAUACAACUAGAUUUACAAAACACACACUCGAUCAAAUCGGCCGCAAGUACAAUCGCGGGCGAGAUGGUCUCAUACUACACUGGCUAUAGGCCUGGCGAUGUCCCGGGAAAUCUACCCGCACCGUAUUACUGGUGGGAAGCAGGUGCAAUGUUUGGCGCCCUGAUUGACUACUGGUACUUUACCGGAGACGACACCUACAAUACCAUCACCACUCAAGCUCUGCUUCACCAGGUCGGUCCUGACAACGAUUUCAUGCCUCCUAAUCAGACGAAAACCGAAGGUAACGACGAUCAAGCAUUCUGGGGCAUGGCUGCUCUCUCCGCGGCAGAGAACAAAUUCCCGGAUCCUCCAGCAGGCCAGCCGCAGUGGCUCGCUUUGGCCCAAGCCGUGUUCAACACCCAAACAGCUCGAUGGGAUACCACGUCUUGUGCAGGCGGUCUGAAAUGGCAGAUAUUUGCUUUCAACAAUGGAUACAACUACAAGAAUACCAUCUCCAAUGGCUGUUUCUUCAACAUGGCCUCUCGCCUGGCUGUCUACACCGGAAACCAGACAUAUGCCGACUGGGCUGUCCGGAUGUGGGACUGGUGUUCGGCCAUUGGCCUUCGGGAUGCACAGUACAACUUUUUCGACGGCAGCGACGACACCCUGAAUUGUACCCGGAUGGACCACAUCCAAUGGACCUACAACGCCGGCACUUUUCUGGUCGGCGCCGCCAAUAUGUACAACUUCACCGGAGGGAGUCAGGAGUGGGCCGAUAGACUGAAUGGCAUCAUCGGCAACUUGAAGGUUUUCCUGAAAGACAACGUCAUGUACGAGCAGGCGUGCGAAAUUCCCAACAACUGCAAUGUCGACCAACGUUCAUUCAAGGCGUACCUCGCGAGAUGGAUGGCGGCCACAGCGGUCAAGGCACCUUUCACAUAUCCUCUUCUAAAACCGAUUUUGGAAACCUCAGCAACGGCCGCGGCUGCGGCGUGCACGGGCGGCACCAACGGUACUUCGUGUGGGUUGAAGUGGACAACAGGCACGUUCGACGGCAGCACUGGAGUCGGCGAGCAGAUGUCAGCCUUGGAGGUGAUUCAAUCCAACCUGAUCGAUAUCGCUGCUGGGCCCGUUACAGAGGUCUCAGGAGGAACGAGCCAAGGAAAUCCGAACGCCGGAACAACUAGCGACAUUGGGCCCAGUGAUCUGCACGAGGGAGAAGUGACCACAGCGGACAAGGCUGGCGCCGCAAUCUUGACUGUGCUGCUAGCCAUGUUCGUCAUAGGCGGUGCAUGGUGGAUGGUGGUUUGA
This is a messenger RNA of Capronia coronata CBS 617.96, 1365 nucleotides long. RefSeq names its product mannan endo-1,6-alpha-mannosidase. The record is from RefSeq and is a predicted model, not a curated record. Lineage: Eukaryota; Fungi; Ascomycota; Eurotiomycetes; Chaetothyriales; Herpotrichiellaceae. Gene Ontology annotation, biological process: carbohydrate catabolic process; fungal-type cell wall biogenesis. The transcript is spliced from 2 exons. The coding region runs from base 1 to 1365 and encodes 454 amino acids. Gene Ontology annotation, molecular function: mannan endo-1,6-alpha-mannosidase activity.